GCCGGCCGGUCUCAGCUGAUCGGCCGCCGCUCCUGGGCUCCGGAGGCGGCCGGGCGGCUGCUUGCCUAGGGCACGGCGAAGAGGGCGCUCCCCGCGGCCGGGGCUGGCUCGGGGCUCGGGUUCGGGCUGCUGACCGCUGGCCCGGGGGAGGCGGGGGCGCCCCGGGCUCGGCGCCGAGGGGUCGCGCUCCCCUCUCCUGACGCCUCCGACUGCUGGUCUCCGAAGCCUGAAGAGGAGGUUUGAUUCAGCAACUGUUUCCUCUUUUCCGGGUCGCCCUGACCCUCUCUGGAUAGUGGGUUGAUCCACGGAAAAAACCGAAGACGACGUUUGGGAUUUAAUUUUUCCUCUCAGUUUUUGGAAUCUUUUACUUCUCACUUGGACAAGAACUCACGAGCAAAAUCCCCGUGUUGCAAUCUGGUUCCUAAGGAGGAAGAGGAAGGCAGCCCUGGAGUGGUUUCUUUACAGUAAUUUCAACAGAAGAGUGAGAGAUGGAACCCGAAGAAGAAAGGAUUCGUUACAGCCAGAGAUUGGUUCUUGGGGGUUUUCUCUAUCUGUGAGUACUUGGUAAAAACUUAAACCAUAAAGAUAGAAGGCAGCAGAUAGUGACCAAGCGAGUGGUUUUGGCAGAUACAGUGGUGAAGGCCUCCUUCAGCGUGGUACCAUGCGACGACGCUAUGAAGAUGAUGGCAUUUCAGAUGAUGAAAUUGAAGGGAAAAGAACUUUUGACUUGGAAGAGAAGCUCCACACCAACAAAUAUAAUGCAAAUUUUGUUACUUUUAUGGAAGGAAAAGAUUUUAAUGUAGAGUAUAUUCAGCGGGGUGGCUUAAGAGACCCUCUGAUUUUCAAGAAUUCGGAUGGACUUGGAAUAAAGAUGCCAGAUCCAGACUUCACUGUGAAUGAUGUCAAAAUGUGUGUGGGGAGUCGUCGCAUGGUGGAUGUCAUGGACGUGAACACACAGAAAGGCAUUGAAAUGACCAUGGCUCAGUGGACACGCUACUAUGAGACCCCAGAGGAGGAGCGAGAAAAACUCUAUAAUGUCAUCAGCCUAGAGUUCAGCCACACCAGGCUGGAGAAUAUGGUGCAGAGGCCCUCCACGGUGGAUUUCAUUGACUGGGUAGACAACAUGUGGCCGAGGCAUUUGAAGGAAAGUCAGACUGAAUCAACAAAUGCCAUCUUGGAGAUGCAGUACCCCAAAGUGCAGAAGUACUGUCUGAUGAGUGUUCGAGGCUGCUAUACUGACUUCCAUGUGGACUUUGGUGGUACCUCUGUUUGGUAUCACAUCCAUCAAGGGGGAAAGGUCUUCUGGCUCAUCCCCCCUACAGCCCACAACCUGGAGCUGUACGAGAAUUGGCUGCUGUCAGGGAAACAGGGAGACAUCUUUCUGGGUGACCGGGUAUCAGAUUGUCAGCGCAUUGAGCUCAAGCAGGGCUAUACCUUCGUCAUUCCCUCAGGCUGGAUUCAUGCUGUGUAUACUCCUACAGACACAUUAGUCUUCGGAGGCAAUUUUUUGCAUAGUUUCAAUAUCCCCAUGCAAUUAAAAAUAUACAACAUUGAAGAUCGGACACGGGUUCCAAAUAAGUUCCGCUAUCCAUUCUACUAUGAGAUGUGUUGGUACGUGUUGGAGCGCUAUGUAUACUGCAUAACCAACCGCUCCCACCUAACUAAGGAAUUUCAAAAAGAGUCCCUCAGUAUGGAUUUGGAGUUAAAUGGGUUGGAAUCUGGAAAUGGGGAUGAGGAAGCAGUGGAUCGAGAACCAAGGCGCCUGAGCAGUAGGCGCUCUGUCCUCACUAGCCCCGUAGCCAAUGGGGUCAACCUGGACUAUGACGGACUGGGCAAAACCUGCCGAAGUCUUCCAAGUCUGAAGAAAAGUUUGUCGGGGGACUCAUCCUCUGACUCUAGCCGGGGCUCCCACAAUGGCCAAGUGUGGGAUCCCCAGUGUAGCCCCCGAAAGGACAGGCAGGUGCAUCUGACCCAUUUUGAGCUUGAAGGCCUUCGCUGUCUUGUAGAUAAGUUGGAGUCUCUGCCACUGCACAAGAAAUGCGUCCCCACUGGGAUAGAAGAUGAAGAUGCUCUUAUUGCCGACGUAAAGGCACAGGAAGCCGCGGCUGAGCUGAAGGGCUCGAGAAGGAGCUCAGAGCACGACACGCUGCUCCGUCUGGGUAGCCUCAAGGGUUAUAGCUGGACUGCCCCGCCUGAUGUACUUUGGGAGAUUCCAGAAUUUUCAAGUAAAUCAGGAUUUUCCUAGAGGCAGAAAACCUAAACUCCUUCAGCACAACUUCCAAUACAGAAAACAAAACAAAGACGCUGGGGAAACUUCAACCAAGAGCUUCAGCAGCUCCAGAGCGACGAGAAACGCAAGGUCAGGCGGGUGGGCGGCAAACCCUUUCUGGCUCGGGGUGUGUGUAACUGUAGGGACUUUGUCUCAGCGGAAGAGGCGGAAGAACAGCCUACCAGGGGACUCCAGGACAAUGCUCAGGUUACUUGGUGUUGCUCUAGCCGUCAUUGCACUUGUUCCCUCUCCUGGUGGGAUGUGCUCUUGAAUUGGGUCUCUUGGCUUUGGGGAAUCCUUUUUCCUUCUCUUCCCAGACGCCCGCUGUUCUCUUCCCCUUCCUGUGAUGUGUGGGGUGUGGGCUUGUGUUUGAAUGUUCUCCCGAAUGCCAGGAGCCUAGAUAGGCGUCAGCCUUUCCGCACUCCACCCCCGCUCCCUGUCCCAAACCCCCUCUGGUGAAGGGUGGUGGCUGCUUUAUAUGGUUUCUUGGAGGGCCUCAGCUGGAGUCUGCCUUUUUUGAUGAAGCAGGGCGAGUUUGGUUGUCUGGCCCCAACAAAAUAAGGCUUGGAAGGAAAUCUGCAUUUCCCUCCACACCCACACAGACCCCGGUAACAGAGUCGUAUAUGUGUGAACAGCUGCCCCCCACCCCCCACGCAGACACAGUUUCUCCACCUACCUUUCCUUAUCCCCCACAAAAAAUCUUGCAGGUAGAUUUAGACUGCUUUUGGUGAACGGUUAGGUUCCUUUUGCUACUCUUAAACAAUUGUGGAUCUUUCUGUGAGGUCUGUUUUGCUGAAAGUGGAAAGUCCCUGUUUGUGGACAGCUCAGUGCUCUCCGGGGCGGCAGAGGAAAUGGGCAGAGUCCUGCUCCUCAGCAGUAGACAUGGGGGAGGGGAACUGUGCACUCCCUCGCACACGUUUUGAAUGGACCUGAAUUUUUCACCCUACGGAGAUUAGGAGUCCAAACCGGAGUCCAGUCCCAGAGCCUUAGUCCCACGUGGCACCGCACCCCGCCUCUU
Molecule: messenger RNA, 3287 nt
Organism: Lynx canadensis (Canada lynx)
Lineage: Eukaryota; Metazoa; Chordata; Mammalia; Carnivora; Felidae
Gene: KDM2A
Product: lysine demethylase 2A
Exons: 14
Coding region: 662-2245 (527 amino acids)
Biological process (GO): protein demethylation; regulation of transcription by RNA polymerase II
Molecular function (GO): transcription coregulator activity; histone demethylase activity
Source: RefSeq, a predicted model, not a curated record